Molecule: messenger RNA, 3501 nt
Organism: Octodon degus (degu)
Lineage: Eukaryota; Metazoa; Chordata; Mammalia; Rodentia; Octodontidae
Gene: Obi1
Product: ring finger protein 219
Exons: 6
Coding region: 41-2215 (724 amino acids)
Biological process (GO): regulation of DNA replication; protein monoubiquitination
Molecular function (GO): ubiquitin-protein transferase activity
Source: RefSeq, a predicted model, not a curated record
GGUGAGGGACUUCCGUGUUGGCGGGAUUCUGAACGCUGCCAUGGCUCAGACCGUGCAGAACGUUACAUUGUCCCUCACUCUGCCCAUCACGUGCCACAUCUGCCUGGGGAAGGUGCGCCAACCUGUCAUAUGCAUCAACAACCAUGUGUUUUGUUCUAUUUGUAUUGAUUUGUGGUUGAAGAACAAUAGCCAGUGUCCAGCUUGCAGAGUCCCCAUCACGCCUGAAAACCCUUGCAAAGAGAUCAUCGGAGGAGCAAGUGAAAGUGAACCUAUGCUAAGCCACACAGUCAGGAAGCACCUUCGGAAAACUAGACUUGAGUUACUCCAUAAAGAAUAUGAGGAUGAAAUAGAUUGUUUGCAGAAAGAAGUAGACGAGCUUAAAAGUAAAAAUCUCAGCUUGGAGUCACAGAUCAAGACUAUUCUGGAUCCUUUAACCUUGAUGCAAGGCAGCCAGAAUGAAGAUAAACUUCUGAUUGCAGAUAAUCCAAGUAAAAUUGACCCAGAAACUGUAUCAGAAUGGAAGAAGAAACUCAGAACAGCUAAUGAAAUUUAUGAGAAAGUAAAAGAUGAUGUUGAUAAAUUAAAAGAAGCAAAUAAAAAAUUGAAAUUGGAAAAUGGUGGCCUGGUGAGAGAGAAUUUACGACUGAAGGCUGAAGUUGAUAACAGAUCACCCCAGAAAUUUGGGAGGUUUACAGUUGCUGCUCUUCAGUCUAAAGUAGAACAGUAUGAACGUGAGACCAAUCGCCUUAAGAAAGCCCUGGAAAGAAGUGAUAAGUAUAUAGAGGAACUAGAAUCUCAAGUUGCACAACUAAAAAAUUCAAAUGAAGAGAAGGAAGCUAUGGAUGCCAUUUGCCAGAGAGCACUUUCUACAGAUGGUAAGGGGGGCAGUGAGGGAGAUGUGGCAUCAAAUAGUCAAGGUGAUGGUGCCAGAAAGCAGCCUAGCUCAUCUACCUCUAGUUCUUCUCAUCUGACAAAACCUGCCAGCAGCAGACUCUCUGACACCAGCACCUCGAGACAGGAAAGCACCAGCAAAACAGAACCAAACCAUCCUAAGAACAAAGAGCUGUAUCAAAAACAGGUAGAAAUAAUGUUAGAUGUUCCAGAUACAAGUAUGGAUACUUAUUUGGAAGGAGAAUGGGGUAAUAAGCCUGGUAAUUGUGUCACCUACAAAGAUGAGGAGCUCUAUGAUAUCCCAGCUCCUUGUACUCCUUUAUCCCUUAGUUGCCUUCAGUUAAAUACUCCAGAAAACAGAGAGAGUUCUGCAGUCAAAGCAGGAGGGUCCAAAAAGCACUCAAAUCAUCUCAGAAAAUUGGUAUUUGAUGAUUUUUGUGAUUCUCCAAAUGUGUGUGAUAAGGAUUGUUCACAAGAUAAUAUAAAUAGAAAUGAAAAUGAAAAGAAAUCAGAAUGUUUUGCUUCCCCAAAGACAGGAUUUUGGGAUUGUUGCUCUGCAAGCUAUGCCCAAAGCUUGGAUUUUGAAAAUUCAGAGGGAAACAUAAUAGCAAACUCUGUUGGAGAAAUAUCUUCAAAAUUGAAUGAGAAAUCUGUCUCAUGUUUAUCCAAGAGAUUGAAUUCUAUUCGCUCUUUUGAAAUGAACCGGACGAGAACAUCCAGCGAAGCCUCAAUGGAUGCUGCUUACCUUGACAAAAUCUCUGAAUUGGAUUCCAUGAUGUCAGAGUCAGACAACAGCAAGAGCCCUUGCAAUAAUGGUUUUAAAUCAGUGGAUUUGGAUGGAUUAUCAAAAUCAUCUCAAGGCAGUGAAUUUCUUGAGGAGCCUGAUAAGUUGGAAGAAAGAACUGAGCUUAGUCUUCCCAAAGGUUCUCUAAGUGCUGAUCAGCUGGAAAAUGGAAAUGAAUGGAAACCUGCUUCUUUUUUUCUCCUUUCUCCAUCUGACCAAGAAAUGAAUGAAGAUUUUUCACUCCAUCCUGCUUCUAAUCCAGAAACUAAUGAAAUCAAACCCCCAAGCUGUUUAUUUCAGACAGAGUUUUCCCAGGGUGUUUUGUUAAGCAGUUCACAUCGACUGUUUGAAGAUCAAAGGUUUGGGUCAUCUUUGUUUAAGAUGUCUUCAGAGAUGCACAGUCUUCAUACCCACCUCCAGUCUCCUUGGUCUGCUGCUUUUGUGCCUGAAAAGAGGAAUAAAAAUGUGAAUCAGUCAACAAAAAGAAAAAUCCACAGUAGCCUUUCUAAUGCCAGCCCAUCAAAAGCAACGAAAAGUUGACUCAUCAGGUGUCAUUGUGUUUUUCUCCUAAAAGAAAUAUAAAAGUUUUUAAAGUUACUUUUUUCCUUUCAUGAAUACAAUUUGAAUUGAUAAUCUUUAGUCAAAUGUCAAGUCAAAAUAGUAGAUUAACCUAUGUUCCCAGUGAACCUUUUACAUUAUUUUGAAAAGACUUUUGAUCUUUUCAUUUGGGGAUCUUUUUGACCAGAGAAGGAAGGGAAAGUUAUUUGUUUGCUUAAUGAAUAUAUGUGUCUGGGCUGGGUGUGUUUUGUUUCUUGGCUCUUAAUUUAACUAUUAGAUACAGUGGCCUGCUAAUGAGGCUCAGUUGUCUUCAAAACUCUUAGUGAUGUCUAUGCACUGAUCAUAAGACACUUGAAUUUCUUUAAAGCUUUUACCUAGGGUGAAGAUUAUUUUGUGUGCCCCUUUUUAUUUAUGUUUAGUGAUGGCCAGAUUUUAUGCAAGGCUAUGGUGGAAAAAUAGCAUUCUGACCUUAGUCCAGUAUUCAUUUGCUUUUUCUUCAGGUUUUUAUGUAUAUGUUUGCAUUUUUUAGCAUUUUAAUUUGUCCAGUUUUGUUACUAUGAAAGAAUGCAUUUUCUACAUAAAAAUAACUCAUUUUUAUAUCAGGCAUCUUGUACUUGCAUUUUUAUUUGAUGUCCGGCAGCUUAUAUUUGCUUAUAUUUUUGUAUUUGAAAUCAAAAAUUGAGUAUACUUUCGAAGAUAUGGAGCAGUUGAGUUUGUUGGAGGAGCUUAGACACCAUAGCUUCAUUGUUCCUAAUGUAUACAUGCAAAAGCAUCUUUGCCAAGUUCUCGAUCCACUUAUAUCCCAGGGAGGGGUUUUUGAAGUGCUAACAUUCUUAUUUGCAUGUAACUGUUCUCUGUGGAAACAGGCUGCAUGAUAACAUUUUGCUUGCUCUAUUUUCCGUACUUAAGAAAAAGAAGAUUCAAUUGGCUACUAGACUAGCCUUUUUUUUUUUUUUUUUUUUAAAGAGUAUUGAGAGGUUAAGGAUAAGUAAUAAGUAAGCACAAUUUGUAAUUUAGGCUCCAAAAAAAUAUAUUACCUGAACAUGUUUGGUGUGCCUGUGAAGGCCUUUAAAAAAAUGGGUUUGUGUGCUAAUUACUUGUUUAUCUAAUGUGCACUGAAUCUUUUACAUUAAUGCCAUAUUGUCUUACAUUAAUACUGCAUGCUUUUCUAUGUGAAUUGAAUAAAGGAUGUCAUAAGCACUGUAUGUCUUGGUGUUUCAGAUAUUAUAUUAGCCUAUGUAGACCCAGAAAAUUUAUCAUUAAUUAGU